CUCACAUUACAGGGUACGCGUUUUUCUCUUUAAUCGAAUAAAGCUCAUCAUUCUAGACUUUGAUCUCAGGAGAUCAUUUGGCUUCCUGCGAUUGAGAACGAUGCCAUCGGAUUCUUUCAAGACAUUGAUCUCAAGAAGCCAGUUCACAGAGAGCCUGCAAUGCAGAUGACAAUUAGGGUCUAAGGUUCCACUGAGAGGAUGCUCUUCUAAUGAAGAGGAAUGAUGCUCUCUGAGAAGAAAAACAGAACAUGCUCUCUCUGCGUCACAGUUGCAGAUUUUGUGUUGCAACCACUACAGCUACUGUUACCACUAUUUCAACCCAUAACUCAAAACCCAAGACCCUAGACGAGCCCGCAUUGGUUAAGCUCAAGGCUGAAAGAGAUCCAGAAAAGCUCUUCCACUUAUUCAAGGCUAAUGCCCACAAUCAUCUUGUCAUUGAGAAUCGCUUCGCCUUCGAGGAUACUGUGUCUCGUCUAGCUGGUGCCAAACGAUUUGAUUACAUUGAGAAUCUCCUCGAGCACCAGAAGACCCUUCCUCAGGGCCGAAGGGAAGGAUUCAUUGUCCGCAUUAUAAUGCUUUAUGGGAAAGUUGGGAUGACGGAGCAUGCCCUCCAGACAUUCUACACAAUGCAUCUCUUUGGCUGCACACGGACCGUCAAGUCCUUCAAUGCUGCUCUUAAGGUUUUGGCUCAAACCCUUGAUUUUGAAGCCAUUCAAGUCUUCCUCGAUGAGGUUCCGAGACAGUUUUACAUUUCACCUGAUGUGUUCUCUCUCAAUAUCAUCAUCAAGGCUUUUUGUGACAUGGGCAUUCUGGAUUCAGCUUAUUUGAUUAUGGUAGAGAUGGAAAAGGUGGGAGUACGACCCGAUGUAGUUACAUACACCACACUUAUAUCUGCCUUUUAUAAGAACAAUAGGUCUGAGAUUGCUAAUGGGUUAUGGAAUCUAAUGAUACAUAAGGGGUGCCUUCCAAAUCUUGUUACCUUCAAUGCUAGGAUUCAGUUCUUGGUUAAUCAGAGACGUGCAUGGAAAGCUAAUGAAUUGAUGGCUAAGAUGCCGUUACUUGGCAUAAGUCCUGAUGAGGUGACUUUUAAUUUGGUGAUCAAAGGCUUUUAUCAGGCUGGUUAUCCUGAGAUGGCAAGAAGGGUUUAUUAUGCAUUAUGUGGUAAGGGUUACAAACCCAAUCGGAUGAUUUUCCAAACAUUGAUACAUUAUGAAUGUAAGGCAGAGGACUUUAAUUUGGCAUUCAGAAUUUCCAAGGAUAGCAUGGAGAGGAACUGGUUCCCUAGUGUGGAUACCAUCUGUAAGCUACUUGAAGGUCUUUGGAAGAAAGCAGAGUACAGAAAGGCCAGAGUGAUCAUGUUGUUGAUUCAGAGAAGAAAACCUCCUUGUUCUACGGAUGAACUGAAGGUUUUUCAAUCCAUACUAUCUGAGGGUUGAAUAAGAUGACUGAUAACAAAUUGGAUUGAUCCAUCCAUAUUGUUGAUGUCGAGCAGGGAAAGGAUGUGGGACUCUGUGUUCUUACUCAUAUUCAUUUAUUCAUUUAUAUUGAUUGAUAACAUGUAUAUGGAUUCCUAGUGGAUGAGCAUUGGAGCAGAGGUAAUUCCAGUCUUGUCCAUCGAGUUAAUUGUAUCAUGACUCUGGAAAAAGUACUAAGGUAAUGAACAGUACUCACCUGGAUUCCUGGAAGUUUCUUAUAAGAUGGCAUUCAUCUCCUUUCUUACAGUUACUAAUCAUUUGUCAUUCUUUCUUCCAGACAUAUUCCAAUGACAUAAAAUAUUAUCGCAGUACAUUAUAUUGAAUUCCAUGCUUUACUUCUCUGUGAUUGCUUGUGAGUGGUUUUAUGUCUAGUUCAAUACUUUCAGCUUGGGUGGAUCAAGAAGAGAAUGGUGAAGAUAAACAAGGGCUACUUGUUGGAUAUAAUUAAACUGAAAUAAAGAUUGUAAUAGAUUAUCUAAGAGGUUGGUGGAAGCAAGAACUACAUUGAUCCUAAAGCAGAAGACAGAGCCAAAGGGUCUGCUGCUUUUCUGCAGGUACAGUAGAUAUUUGGGAGUCUGAGGCCGAAAAUUUUGAAAUGGAGAAAGGAUGGAAAUCUGCGAAAAGAAGCUAGAAUUGCCGGAGCGGUGGAGCAGAUGCUACAAUUGGCUUAAACCAUCAGUAAUAUUUAUUAGAAUUCUAUUUUUAAAUUACACAAAAAAAACACUUUAUUUUCUACUAUCUCAAGGCAAAAGUGCUUGGUAGCAAGACUCUUGUCCAUCUAGAACCAUAAAACAUCAUGGCUGGUCGAUAGUGUUUUAUGCUU
Telopea speciosissima is the source of this 2298-nucleotide messenger RNA. Its product is annotated as pentatricopeptide repeat-containing protein At1g80150, mitochondrial-like. The coding region runs from base 249 to 1436 and encodes 395 amino acids. Gene Ontology annotation, molecular function: protein binding. The record is from RefSeq and is a predicted model, not a curated record. The transcript has 4 exons. NCBI's taxonomy places the organism in Eukaryota, Viridiplantae, Streptophyta, Magnoliopsida, Proteales, Proteaceae.